Molecule: messenger RNA, 181 nt
Organism: Haemonchus placei
Lineage: Eukaryota; Metazoa; Nematoda; Chromadorea; Rhabditida; Trichostrongylidae
Source: the annotation of a GenBank genome assembly
UUUGGAAACGUGAACAUUGCAACUGCUCUGGGCAUCCAAGCACCAGUGGGGAGUCUCGCAAUUCACCGCGAUUUCGACCUUGGUUUUGGUGGAUCAGGCCGAAGUGGCGGACGAAGUUUCGGAUUCGGUAACGGAUACCAAAAACAAGUUGGUUCAGCUCCGUGGGCAUGGCCCUAAGUAG